GGGGGUCGGGGGAGCCGUGGUGUAGACGAGAGGAAAAAAAGGAAAAGAGAGAAAGAGAGAGAGAGAGAGAGAACACCCACACCAUAGAGAAAGAAAGAGAGAGAGAGAGAGAGAGAGAGAGAGAGAGGGUCUGGAUCUGCUCUGGGGAACUCAGGACGGACCCUGUCCUCUCGGACUGGACGUCUACCAGCUCUGGCUUUGAGUCCUGAGCUCUGGAGGUCUAGAGAGGGAGUGAUAGAGUGAUAGAGUGAGAGAGAAAGAGAGAGAGAGAACAGGGGAAGAGCUGCUGAUGGAAGAGUGACGUCAGACUCGCCGCUGGACUUCAGAAUUCCUCUCCCACUCCUCGCCUCGCCGGACCUUCGGCCAAGAUGUGAUCCCACCGAGCUGCUUCCUGCUGUUUUUCUGGAUUUUCCUCUUUUCCCUGUGGGUUCUGUUUGAGUUCGGGGGGCUCGGGGGUCCGUGUUGGGUGAACCGGGGGGGCACCAAUGCUGGGUUUGAGAGCUGGCUGCUGUCGUCGCUCUCUCUGAUCUGGAUAAAGAGUUGAGUUCAGCUCCAGAUGAAGAAUAAAGCCAACAAGCAGCAGAAGUCCAAGCGGAAAGGGAGCGAGAAUGCGUUCGGCUGUGACCUGACCGAGCACCUCCAGAGCUCAGGACUGGAAGUUCCUCAUGUCCUGAAGACGUGUGCGGAGUUUAUAGAGGAGCACGGCAUCGUGGAUGGAAUCUACAGACUCUCAGGAAUCACCUCCAAUAUCCAGCGUCUCAGGCAGGAGUUUAGCUCUGAGUUGUGUCCUGAUCUCACGAGGGAGGUGUAUCUGCAGGAUAUUCACUGCGUCGGCUCUUUAUGUAAACUCUACUUCAGGGAACUGCCCAACCCACUGCUGACCUACCAGCUCUACAAGAAGUUCACAGACGCUGUAUCAGUGAAAGAGGAACAUGAACAGCUCCAGAACAUCCAGAGCGUCAUUAAAGAGCUCCCAGAGUCACACUUUAAGACUCUGGAGUAUCUGGCGAAGCACCUGUCUCACCUGGCCACUCUCAGCCACCAAACCAACAUGCACACCCGUAACCUGGCCUUGGUGUGGGCUCCGAACCUUCUCCGGUCUAAGGAGAUCGAGGUGUCGAGCUGUAACGGGGACGAGGCGUUUCUGGAGGUGAGAGUUCAGCAGUCGGUGGUGGAGUUCAUCCUCAACCACACCGAGCAGAUCUUCAACCACGGAGACGCAACACCCAAACCUAAAGCAGGUCCAGCUGUAUCGUGUAUGGAGAAGUACGCCACGCUGCCGGCGAGUUCUCAGGGUGGACCGAUGAAGCUGAUGAGUCUGGAGGAAGCUCAGGCCCGGUCUCUCAGCCCGAACCACCCGGCCCGAAGAGAACGCCAGAGAGAGAACAGCCUUCCCGACACCAGCACUGCCGCCAUGUACCACACCGUCAUCGAGCUCGCCGAGAACAAGAGGAAGUUCUCUGGGAAGUCGAAGAAGUGGAAGGCGAUCUUCAGCCUGGGUCGCUCCGUCACCGACGCUAAAGGAAAACUCAGCCGCAACGGGAGUGUGUUCAUGAGAACACAGAACUCAGAGAAGACUGGGAUCAGGCCGUCUAAGAGCAUGGACUCUCUCUGCUCUCAGCCAGCAGAUGAAGAUAAAUCAGCCUCAGCAGUUGGAGCAAACGGAUUCCUCGCCCCCGUGGUGAAAUCCCGGACCCUGGGCUCCGACAUCAACUACGACUCCGGUGAGCAAGAUCCAAAGUGGGAGUUUGACCUGCGGAAGUCCAGCGGCGUCAUCGGCGGCAGCCCCGGCGCCAAGCGACGAGGAGCUCCAAAUACCUCAUCUUCAUCUCCACCUCCUCCCCCAUCCUCCUCCUCUUCUUCCUCAUCUUCUCCCCUGCAGAGGGCGCUCCCCGAGCAACUCAAAGUGUUCAAGGGCGACGACCUCGGAGCGUGCCAGCCCACGUCCCCCAAAAACCGGCGUAUGCUGUACUCCGGCUCCGCCCACAACGGUUCCUCCAGGCCCUCGUUUCCGGGCAGCCUGUUCCCGCUGGAGUCGUCUCCGCGGCACCAGCGCAAAGCCCUGAACAUCUCGGAGCCGUUCGCCGUGUCCGUGCCGCUGCGCGUCUCCGCCGUCAUCAGCUCCAACAGCACCCCCUGCAGGGUGGCGGGGAAAGAGCGGGAGCGGGAACGCUCUCUGGGAGAACGAGCGUUCCUGAAGCCGCGGGAAGCCGGGCCCCCGGAGCCGCACCGCAGCGAGAGCCUGGGCAGCGUCGGCUUCAGGGAGCUGGUGCCCAGCGGCGCCGGAGGCUUCGGGUUCAGGGACAGGGACCGGGCGCUGGGGGGCAGCGCCGGCAGCAUUGGGUACAGGGAGUACCCGCUCAGCGACAGCAGCGGCAGCAGCGGAUACAGUAUCUAUAGCAACAGCAGCUCCGUUCCCAUGGAGAAGGAGAAGGAGGAGAGCCAAUCGCUGGAGAGGGGCACCGGGGACACGCCCCCCGAUAGACUGGCACAGGGUAAAGACUCUGAGGUGAAGGAACAUCUCGCGAGUGUGGAGGUGCCUGACAGUUUAACGUCAUCUCAGCCUAAAGCGACGGCAACUCAUGAAAUGCCUCAAUCCACUGGGAAAGAACUGGACACCACAGCAGUGCAGCCCAUCCAACCAAUCCAACCAAAACCAAUCCAACCCAUCCAACCAAUCCAGCCCAAAACGCUUCAACAACUGGACAUUGCAUCAAUCAGCCACAAUCCAUGGCCUGAUAUGCAUCACUCGCUCCAGAUUACAGAACCCGAAACAAACCUUUCGGAAGGUCAAACCAAAGCCGGUGGUUUUAAAACCAAAAUCGCUGGAAACAACGGUGCUCCUAGUUUUGAUCCUCAAGCUAAAAGAAGAAGCAGUUUACCUACUCACCCAGUGUCUUCAAAGGGACAUUUCACAGAUGUCAUGAAAGGUCUGAUGGAGCAUCAUGCAGGUGCUACUGUUUUUAACCCAAAGACAGAGAGUAGCUGGAAUUACCUGGACAAUCCCGAGGUUAAAAAAGAUCACAAGAGUUUGGAUUCCUUGGAUUCGCUGGACCUGACAGCAAACAAGCUGCAUCUCUCGCCUUUCUUUCAUUUAAAGGAGACGGAUAUUCUACAAGACGCCGAGCCGUGGCCUUCCAGUGAAGAUACUUCCGGCGUUGAUAAUUCCAGUGUUGAUACAACAAAGCAAAAUGAGGUGAUCAAAGGACAGUCUUCAGGUUCAAGUGGAGAAAUUGAACCUAGUGGGAAAAGCCCUUCAAAGUUUCCAAUUGAAGUAAAUGUGCCUCAACCGAAGGAGGAAAUCCAUAGAAAGGACAAGGAGAAGAAGUGUAUCAGCCGUAUCAGUGUCGAUCUGACGUCCAGAGUAAAGGGAAGCAUGAAGAGGCUGUCAGAAUGCUUGGACGAAAGACGUCCUACCUCGGAAAUUUUGCAUCAUGAUGAUGAGGACAUCUGGGGGAAUCACUUGGCUGGACUUGAUCAGGUGGAGCCUUGGGAAGACUUGAGCACCACCAAACAAUGGGUUACGAGUCCACUCCACUCACCAAAACUGGAAGAUCUUUUCCCCAUGCUGAAACCGUCAGUGCUAGCUUCAGUAUCUGAAAGCAAGGCAACUCAAACAAUUGAGCCUAGCAGUGAUCUGGAAGACAAGAAGGUCAUGAGCGAGGAACCUUUAGGAGGGAAUGUCACAAGUUUACCUGAAGAAAGUGCUGCACAGGUCAGAGAACCUGACCCUGCACCCAUUAGUCCCUCUGCGAAAGAGGGAAGAAAAGAGCCAGAAGUCGAUGAAUCUGGUCUUGGUGAAUCUGGUCUUGGUGAAUCUGGCCUUGGAAAGAUCACAGAGAUUUUCCUUGGUGCUAACUUUGAAGGAACUGGAGAAACAGAGACUAAAGAUAUAAAAAAUAUAAAACCUGAAACUCCCCAGCUUGCACAAUCGAAGGCCUCCACUCACCAAGAAGAGGCGUCAAGAAUCCCAAAGAGAAAUGUUGGCGCUCCGAAACAAAAGAGCUCUGUCUCUUCCCAAAGAUUUCACCGACAGAUUUCCCACGAGCCCUGCAUUGCAGAGAGGAACGAGGAAAACUUUGCGAUUGCUCCAAAACACAGACCCUAUUCCUUAAACCUGGAUCUGGGACACCGAUGCAUCAGGGACAUCUCAAAUCGACAGAACCUUGAUCUCACUGAUAGUUCCUUGUCGCAAAGGGGUGCAAUUACGCCUUCUGGGACAGGGCUAUCUCUGGAACUCGAGAUGUUCCUAAAGGAUCGACAAGCGCCCAUGCGCCGCAACUCUGCGCCGGUGAGCGUAUCUUCCGUUCGCACUGCGUUCAUGAUCAAGACGUGUCAAGCUAAAGCUGUGCCGGUUAUACCUCCGAAGAUUCAGUACAGCCAGAUCCCGCAUCCGGUUCACGAGAAGGGAAGCCACGAUCCAGAGAAAAGAACUGGACCUGAAAGGGAACCAGAGAAGAGCAAUGUAGAGAAGGCAGAUCCUGUACCGCAACUUCAGGUAGUCAAAGAUUGCAAAGACUGCAAAGAGGAAAGGGAAAACUGCGAGCCGGUCUUGAGGAUCCAAUGGCAGCCGUCUCUAGAAAGGCCAACCGAGAUCUUUAAGCCAGUACUUACUCCGGAUCCUCCAGUGCUGAGAAGGAAACGCUCUGCCAACGGAGACUCGUUCAAGGACUGCCCGAGACCAGAACGCUCCACCUUACUUCAAAGGUCCUCCUUCCGCAAUCGCCCAAGGCCUCAAAGCCUCAUUCUCUUCAGCCCUCCCUUCCCAAUCAUGGAUUAUCAUCCGGUGGGGGAAGAUGGCAAACUUGUCUUGUCACCCAUCAAGAGUCCCACCGAAACCUCGCCUCUCGACGUCUUCACCAAGGAACUUGGUGAGAACCUUAAAACACCAGAAGGCGUAGUCCUAAGAAAUAAAAUGACUUUGCCCAAGAGCGGACAGAGGCUGGAGACCUCCACGAGCUGCUUUUACCAGCCCCAGAGGAGGUCCAUGAUUUUCGACAGCAGGAGCAAUCGGCAGAUAGAGUGAUCCUGGUUCCUGAAUGUACUUCGUUUUUUCAUUGUAGGUCUACUACAGUCAUCCUGACUGAACGUUCUAGAAGUAGGUGCCAUUUAUCGUUGGACAUUGUCAGUGCAGGACUUUUCCCAGUUAACAUUCUCUUGUAGGGUUCAUGGGAUUAGCAUGGGACCAAGCUGGGCUUCUCAAAUGGGUCUCAUAUAGGACAAUAGGUCCAGGAAGUGGACAUCCCAGAUGAGACCCAUGUUUUUAACCCCUCCUGGUCCCCAUCGCUAGUACCAACAUGGAAGCCAUGGAGAAAACCCAAGGAAUGUUUUCUCAGUUGGGCGACCCCUACAGGCGCUGCAAUAGCAUGUUAUCUGGGUUAGUAUUAAUUGUUUUAAAGGAGAACUCUGGUGUAAAAUGGAGUUUUGUUGUAGUAAAACAUGAUAAAAAAGUACUAACCUUUGUUGAAUAGCAGCUUUCUGAGAUCCAUAAAUUUGUGCUUUUUGCCUAGCACUCUUUACAAUGAGCACUUUGGGGCAUAUUUUGCCUUAAUAAAUCACUUUUUACACCGUUAUCCAGCUCAAAGUAGCUCCACACCUCCUUAGUAGAAUCCGUAGAGCCCUGACAUUUAAAACGAGGCAUUAAUAACUUUAAAAGUGCAGAAGCUUAUUAAAAACCACUAUUUACAUCACAUAGGUGUAUUAAACACCUUCCUUAGUACAAAUAAAUGCACUGGGUGCCGGCUGCUACGACAGGGGGCAGGCUAUGCUGAUUCUAUGUAUAUAUAUAUAUGUCUAUGUCAUCAUGUCAUUAUCAGUACAGUGAUGGCGGUGCUCGGAGCUGAAACUAGUGUUAUAGGAUGUAAACAGUGUUUUUUAAUGAGCUUCUUCUGCACUUUUUAAGUUAUUAAUGCCUUGUUUUAAAUGUCAGGGCUCUCCGGAUUCUAGCAAAGAGGUGUGGAGCUACUUUGAGCCUGAAGAACGGCGUAAAAAGCCAUUUAUCAGGGUAAAUUAUGCCCCAAAGUGGAGGUUGUAAAGAGUGCUGGUCAAAAAGCACAACAUUUCUGGAUCUCAGAACGCUGUAGGAGAACAGAAGUGAGCUAUUUAACAAAGUUUAAUGCUUUUUAUCAUGUUUUACUACAACAAAAGUCAAUUUCAUGCCGGACUUCUCCUUUAAUAUGGUGCUCCUGGUGGUGGUAAGGAAUGUCGUAAGGAACAUGGCAUGAUCCUGAAGUGGCAAAGAUCCAUAAAAAUCUGUUAUAUCAGACAUACAUAUACACUAUAUGUCCAAAUGUUUGGGGACACCCCUACUAAUGAACUAAGUUACUUAAUUUAGCUACUUUACUGUACACAGAUGUUCAAAUCCACACAUAUGCAUAACUCGUGUAGGCCCUUGUAGAAUAGUAGAGAAGCAUUGCCAGUAGAAUACCUAGAAUACAGGACCAUUUGGAGAAGAUCUGUGUGAACCCAUCGACACCAGGCUAAUGCUAGUCAUGGUUUAGAGGUCUAUAAAACACCCAAUUUGAGCAGCAUUGAAUGAAUGGAAUGAAUCAUAGUUCUUGGUCCUGUACUGUAAUCGUGGACGAUUUGGGGAAAUCAUGCACUUUUCCUCUGAAUGCAAUCAAAUCUUCACAGUUAGUAUACAUAUUAAUAUAGAAAAUCUAAUAGAAAACCUAGAAAGCCUUCUCUGGACAGUAGAAAGCAGAAGAAAACCCUUUUAAAUACCCUUGAUUUCAGAAGAUACAGUGUCAGAAAAACACACUGGCAGAAACAUCCACUGGCAAAAAACUAGACAAAAUAUGUGUAAAUUGUUAUAUGUGCUUAUAUUAAGCCAAUAAAUCUGCCAAUGGGGAAAACAUUUUUUUCUUAACGAGAUUUCUUAAAAUACGCUCAAAAACAAAGUCUCAAAAUGAUUGAAGUAAGCAAAAAAAAAAUCAAGCAAAAAUCACAGAUUUUAUUGGCUUAAAUUUAGACACAAGAUUCAGAAUAAGUUCACUGCAAAAAAUCCAUUGGCAAAAACUAGACGAAAUAUAUGCAAAUUAAGACAAAUACAUGUAUUCUAAGCAAAAAAAAAAAUCUGCCAAUGGGGAAAGCGAAAUUUUCUUAGUAAGAUUUAUUACAAAAAGCAACGGCAAAGUCUCAAAAUGAGUGAAGAAACACCUAAAUCAAGCAAAAAAUCACUGUUUUUGGACACAAGAAUCAGAAUCUGGAUUUUGAGUUCAAAUUACUUAAAAUAAGGUACAAAUUCUAAGUAAGAAUGAUUAAGAUAAUUAUCCCUAAAAUAAGCAAAAUAAUCUAAAACUUACGCAAUGCUUAGUAAGACAAAAAGUCUCAUCAGAGAAGAAAAUAAGAUUUAUUGCCUUAAAUUUAGAUUUAGUUUUUUUGCAGUGUUGAACUUGUGCUUUUUUAUUUUUUUUUUAGUUCUAACUACUUAAAAUAAGGUGAAAAUUCUAAAACUGAUUAAAUUCCUUACUCCUAAAAUAAGCAUUGUACAUUUAGUAAAGCAAAAAUAAGAUUUCUCAACAUAAAAUUGCUUAGAUUUAUAAAGAGCAGGUGUCCCAUUACUUUUGAUCAUAUAGUGUAAUUCACACUAAAUAUAUUAUAUUAAGCAAAUAUAUCUGCCAACAAAGUCUCAAAAUGAUAAAAGUAAGACUUACAGUAAAUAAGUUGAACUUUCUUCUUAAAAUAACCAAUCACAAAGUAUCAAAAUGAAUAAAGUAAGACUUAAAUCAAGCCAAAAUUCCUUAUUUUGUGGGUUAAAUUUAUACAGAAAAAUCAGAACAACUUGACUCGUGACUUUUUGUGUUUAUUUUGAGUUUAAAUUCCCAAAUUUAGUAAAGCAAUUUUACACAAAACAAUGCUUAUUAAGACAAAAAUUCUUAUCAGAGAAAAGUAAGGUAAAAUAAGGUACAAAUUCUAAGUAAUAAUGAUUAAGAUAAUUAAUAAAUCCCUAAAAUAAGCAAAAUAAUCUAACACUUACACACAAUGAUUAGUAAGAUAAAAAGUCUUUUUUUUAGUUCUAACUACUUAAAAUAAGGUGAGAAUUCUAAGACUGAUUAAAUUCUUUACUCCUAAAAUAAGCCUUGUACUUUUAGUAAUGCAAAAAUAAGAUUUCUCAACAUAAAAUUGCUUAGAUUUAUAAAGAGCGGGUGUCCCAUUACUUUUGGUCAUAUAGUGUAAUCCACACUAAAUGUCUCGACAGUAUUAAAUCUCAAAAAUCUGCGUAUUUCAGAUCCGUUUCAGGGAUUUUUUCUGGGAGUUAAAAUGCAGUUGGAUGACUCUGGAACAAAAAGAGUUAGAGCAGGUUAUUAUAAUACUUAUAUUAUACUUAUAUUAUUAAUAUAAGUAUUAUCCUGAAUGAUGAAACACACCUACCUAUAGUAUUAUUUUAUAUUGUGUCAAAACAGGGAGAUAAAAGGGGAUGGAAAUUUUCAUUUUAAAAGCCAUUUAAAA
Astyanax mexicanus (Mexican tetra) is the source of this 8451-nucleotide messenger RNA. It is a transcript of the gene arhgap31, whose product is annotated as Rho GTPase activating protein 31. Gene Ontology annotation, molecular function: GTPase activator activity. NCBI's taxonomy places the organism in Eukaryota, Metazoa, Chordata, Actinopteri, Characiformes, Acestrorhamphidae. The transcript has 12 exons. The record is from RefSeq and is a predicted model, not a curated record. Gene Ontology annotation, biological process: small GTPase-mediated signal transduction. Bases 557 to 5026 code for a protein of 1489 amino acids.